Pleuronectes platessa (European plaice) is the source of this 2294-nucleotide messenger RNA. It is a transcript of the gene csnk2a2b, whose product is annotated as casein kinase 2, alpha prime polypeptide b. NCBI's taxonomy places the organism in Eukaryota, Metazoa, Chordata, Actinopteri, Pleuronectiformes, Pleuronectidae. The transcript has 12 exons. Gene Ontology annotation, cellular component: cytosol; protein kinase CK2 complex; nucleus. The record is from RefSeq and is a predicted model, not a curated record. The coding region runs from base 509 to 1561 and encodes 350 amino acids. Gene Ontology annotation, biological process: protein phosphorylation; regulation of chromosome separation. Gene Ontology annotation, molecular function: protein serine/threonine kinase activity; ATP binding.
GGACCACCGAGGACACUCCCCACACACCCACCCUCUUUUUUUCUGCCCAGAUUCGGGGCCCGUGAGGAGAGAAGCCCCCGAGUCUCGACCCGAAAUUUUCUCAUUUCCAUCCCGCUUCCCUCAUCCUCCUCAUCCUCAUCCUCCUCCCCAUCGGUUGCCUUUCCCCGGGGUCCGUCCCCUCUCUACCUCAACACCCCGAUGCCUCCCCGCCCCCGUGCAGCUGCACCAUCACCCCGGCUCUGCUGCUUCUGACAAUCCGACCAGGGAGCGCUGCUCGGCGGGCAUUGACUGCGGCGAACCCCGGUGGUCACAUCUGCUUCCCUCCUCCCUCCUCCAUCUCCUCCUUUCUUUUUUCCCCCUGCUGGGUGUCGCUGCAGAGGGAAGCUCGCUGGUUGGUCUGUCCCACUUCACACCCCCACACUACGGAUCUACUCCCCUCAACACCCACCCACCCCCGCCUCGUCUUGUCCGUGAGUCCCACCGCAGCGCCCGAGCCACGGGUCUCGCCAUGCCGGGUCCGGUGGCCGGUAGCAAGUCUCGUGUGUACGCAGACGUCAACACCCUGAAGAGCCGGGAGUACUGGGACUACGAGGCCCACGUCCCCAACUGGAACAACCAGGAGGACUACCAGCUGGUUCGUAAGCUGGGCAGAGGGAAGUACAGCGAAGUGUUCGAGGCGAUCAACAUCACCAACAAUGAGAAGGUGGUGGUCAAGAUCCUGAAGCCGGUCAAGAAGAAGAAGAUCAAGCGAGAGAUCAAGAUCCUGGAGAACCUGCGAGGUGGGACCAACAUCAUCCGACUGGUGGACACAGUCAAAGACCCAGUGUCCAGAACUCCGGCGCUGGUCUUUGAAUGCAUCAAUAACACAGACUUCAAGGAGCUGUACCAGAAGUUGACAGAUUACGAUAUCCGUUUCUAUAUGUAUGAACUACUGAAGGCUCUGGACUACUGUCACAGUAUGGGAAUCAUGCACCGUGACGUCAAACCACACAAUGUGAUGAUUGAUCACCAGCUGAGAAAGCUUCGUCUAAUAGACUGGGGACUGGCAGAGUUCUACCACCCGUCCCAGGAGUACAACGUCAGAGUGGCCUCACGAUACUUCAAGGGCCCCGAACUGCUGGUGGACUACCAGAUGUAUGACUACAGUCUAGACAUGUGGAGCUUGGGCUGCAUGUUGGCCAGUAUGAUCUUUCAGAAAGAGCCCUUCUUCCACGGGCAAGACAACUACGACCAGUUGGUGCGAAUUGCCAAGGUGCUGGGGACGGACGAGCUGUUCGGAUACCUGCGCAAAUACCACAUUGAACUGGACCCGCGCUUCAAAGACCUGCUGGGACAGCAGAGCAGGAAGCGCUGGGAGCAGUUUGUGCAGACGGAGAACCAGCACUUGGUGAGUCCAGAAGCUCUGGACCUGCUGGACAAGCUGCUACGCUACGACCACCAACAGAGGCUGACGGCCACAGAGGCCAUGGAGCACCCGUACUUCUAUCCAGUAGUAAAAGAACAGUCUCUGUCAAACUCUGACAACAACAUGGUGUCCAGUGGCAACACCACAGCGCGGUGAAACGCAGACGUGGAAGAAGAAGAAGGAUGUUUGUUACCUCAACUUUGUACCCGGUUGUGACAGUAACCUUUGACAAGUGUACAGUGACAAUGGAUCAAAGUAACUCUGACCAGUUACACACUCACAGAUAUGUGCAAACGGAUUCACACACACAAAAGUGCAAGCACACCUCUAUACAAACACACACACAUGCAUACGCACACACACAACCACACACGCAGACAUGCACACAAACACCCUCCUCCUCUGUAUCAGUCUGUGAUUGGCUUGUCCUGGUUCCCUGUCCAGCAGCCUGACCAAUGAGCUUGAAGCUGCUCCUCCGUCGUCCCCUCAAAUGGUCCUCGUCCUCCCAGCUCAGUCUCAUGUAGGUCGACUGGGACAAACUUUUAAAGACAACUCAGCCUCCUCUCCUCCCUCCGUUGUCCCUCCAUCCCUCCUUUAUUAUCAUCCCCUCUUUGUUUGCAUCAGCAUGAAGAAUGACCCAGAGCGUGAGCCUGUACAAGCCCCUCCUCUCUAAACCCCAUCUUCCAUCCAUCCAUCCAUCCGUCUGUCUGUCUGUCCCCCGUCUCUCUCCCCCCCCCCCCCCCCACACUCUCCACCAUGUACAUCAACAGACAGACAGACGUCUUAGCACUACCCCAGUUCUGAAAGUGGCAUGGUGGACUCUCUCUAGGUAGAAUGAUGAUGAUGAUAAUAAUAUUAAUGAAAAAUAAAUGAUUUUUAUUUAGAUGAA